Messenger RNA from Fusarium keratoplasticum, 450 nucleotides. RefSeq lists its product as uncharacterized. The coding region runs from base 1 to 450 and encodes 149 amino acids. The transcript has 2 exons. The record is from RefSeq and is a predicted model, not a curated record. Lineage: Eukaryota; Fungi; Ascomycota; Sordariomycetes; Hypocreales; Nectriaceae.
AUGCGUUCGCCGACUUCACUCUUGGUUCUGCUAUGGGCAUUGGUGUCCAUAGCUUUGGCAGCUGAUUCUGUCCACCUUUCUGGGACGUCGCAGCUCGCGACACAUGGCGUGGCAUCCCAAUUACCUCCUCAUGAGCGCCUCGUUCACGCCCAAGACCGCUCGAGACAGGUCGCCCUGACGCAGAAGCUGGCGCCCGGCGCAUUCAAGGCGUCCAUCCUCGAAGCUGCCUCUGUCAAUGUUAAGUCGUUUGCGCACGGCGGCAUGAGCUUGCUCCUCGACCUGGCAUCAUCGUCCAACGACGUCCUCGACUUUAUUGGCAACAAUACCAACUCCGUCUUUUCACGAUCCGAGCCCAGCGAGGAGGGCAACGCAGCCUCGGGACGGAAGCACGUCGCCUACACGAGCAUCGCCCUCGUCCUCGUCAUGCUCUUUUUCGCCGUCUGGAUGUAA